GAAGGAUAUAGACAAGACUCUGCGAAUUCAGUUUUUCUGAAAAGUUUAUUCAGUUUCUUGAUAAUUUUAUAUUAUUUGAAAGUUUUUAAUUAAAAAUAGUUAUAAAGCUACUUCAAAAUGGGGAAACGCCAGCAUCAGAAAGAUAAGAUGUACUUAACGUACACCGAAUGGUCAACAUUGUAUGGUGGAAGAAAAUCAGGGACAACUCUGGAAACAAGUGAAGAGAAAACGUUCAGGCGUUUGCCAUAUGACCAUUGCUGUUUGUCUCUGCAGCCUUUUGAACAUCCUUACUGUGAUCCACAUGGGAAUGUGUUUGAGCUAGAAGCUAUUCUAGCUUAUUUGAAACAAUAUAAACACAAUCCUAUAACCGGGAAACCAUUGGAUGCAAAAAGUCUAAUUAAAUUAAAUUUUCAUAAAAAUGUGCAGGAUGAGUAUCAGUGCCCUGUCCUUUUUAAACUGUUCACCAAACAUUCGCACAUUGUCGCCAUUAAAACUACAGGAAAUGUAUUUUCUUAUGAAGCUGUUGAACAGUUGAACAUAAAAGCUGCAAACUGGAAAGAUUUAAUAAAUGAUCAGUCAUUUACACGCCAGGAUAUUAUCACAAUUCAAGAUCCAAACAAUGCAAUGAAAUUCAAUUUGUCUACAUUUCAUCAUAUUAAGAAUAAUAUAAGAGUAGAAGAUGAAGAAACUGUGAGAGAGCGAAACAAUCCAAAUGCGAAGUUAAAAACCGUCUCUAUGGAAACCAAGGAAAUUUUGGAAGAAUUGGAGAGAGAUUUUAAACCAACAAAAAGUAGUGAAAAAGAUGAAACAUCUAAGAAGGCUGACAAAUUUAAUGCUGCACAUUACUCUACUGGUGCAGUGGCUGCAGGUUUUACUUCAACAAUAAUGCCAGCAGAGACUACCCAUCAAGCAGCUGUAAUCGCAGAAGAUUUGGUGCGAUACGAGAGAGUUAAAAAGAAAGGCUAUGUAAGAAUACUUACAAAUUUUGGAGCUUUAAAUCUGGAGCUACACUGUGACCUGGUUUCAAAGACCUGUGAAAAUUUCAUGAAACACUGUCAGAGUGGUUAUUAUGACGGCACAAAGUUUCACAGAUCAAUAAGAAAUUUUAUGAUUCAAGGAGGUGAUCCAACUAACACAGGUAAUGGUGGCAAAUCUAUCUGGGACAAACCGUUUGAGGACGAAUUCAAGCCAAAUUUGGUACAUCAAGGCAGAGGAAUUUUAUCUAUGGCGAACUCAGGUCCAAACACCAAUGGAUCCCAAUUUUUUAUCACGUUCCGAUCGUGCAGACAUCUCGAUCGCAAACACACAGUCUUCGGAAAGAUAGUCGGAGGUCUGGACACGUUAAACGCGAUCGAGAAGGUGGAGGUGGACAAUAAAGAUCGACCGAUAGAAGAUAUAGUUAUACAGGGUAUUCAAGUCUUUGUGGAUCCCUUCCAAGAAGCUGAUGAGCAGCUGAUUGCAGAAAGAGCUGCUGAAGUGGAACGAUUAGCUCAAGAAGCAAGUCGGAGCAAAACGACAGACAAAAAAGACAAAAAUGACACUAAGAAAAUUUAUCGAUCCGGAAUAGGGAAAUAUGUGAAAUUGGAACAGGAGAAAUUGGAUAAAUGGGACGCAAAUGCGGAACCCUCUACAAAGAAGAAAAAAGUGUCAAAAUCGUAUGGAGAUUUUUCCUCCUUUACGUUUUAAUCAAUUGUUAAAAAUGUGUAUAUAGCAGAUGUAUAUAAUAUUAAAUCCAACC
Molecule: messenger RNA, 1738 nt
Organism: Nylanderia fulva
Lineage: Eukaryota; Metazoa; Arthropoda; Insecta; Hymenoptera; Formicidae
Product: RING-type E3 ubiquitin-protein ligase PPIL2
Biological process (GO): protein peptidyl-prolyl isomerization; protein polyubiquitination; protein folding
Cellular component (GO): catalytic step 2 spliceosome
Molecular function (GO): ubiquitin protein ligase activity; peptidyl-prolyl cis-trans isomerase activity
Source: RefSeq, a predicted model, not a curated record